This is a messenger RNA of Cannabis sativa, 1498 nucleotides long. RefSeq names its product auxin-induced protein PCNT115-like. Lineage: Eukaryota; Viridiplantae; Streptophyta; Magnoliopsida; Rosales; Cannabaceae. The transcript is spliced from 5 exons. The record is from RefSeq and is a predicted model, not a curated record. Gene Ontology annotation, cellular component: cytoplasm. The coding region runs from base 210 to 1247 and encodes 345 amino acids.
AAAAGUUUACUAAAAAAAUACAGUUGACAUAUAUUCCGUUGCGCCAGCAUUUUGGAAGCUAACUGUUAUAUAUGGCUCACUUAACAAUGGCCUUCCACCACAACGUUUCAAACAAUAGCAAUUAUAAUUAAUCAAUAAUAUAUUAUAUAUAUAUAUAUAUAGACUGAUGAAUUAAUUAACCAGUAAAAAAUAAGAUCACCAGAUCAAUUAUGGCUUCUAAAGUAAAGACAAUCAAACUUGGGUCGCAAGGCCUUGAGGUCUCCGCUCAGGGCCUAGGCUGUAUGGGCAUGUCCGCCUUCUACGGCCCACCAAAGCCUGAACCAGAGAUGAUCAAUCUCAUCCACCAUGCCAUUAAUUCCGGCGUCACCUUUCUUGACACCUCUGACAUUUACGGGCCAUUCAUUAAUGAAAUCCUUAUCGGAAAGGCGCUUAAAGGGGAAAUUAGAGAGAAGGUUCAGUUGGCUACAAAAUUUGGAGUGAAAUUGUCGGAGGAUUUGAAGAUGGAGAUUCAUGGGGAGCCGGCUUAUGUGAGAGCUGCGUGUGAAGCUAGCCUGAAGCGACUGGGUGUGGAUUGUAUCGAUCUCUAUUACCAGCAUCGUAUAGAUACUACUGUCCCAAUUGAAGUCACGGUUGGGGAGUUGAAGAAAUUAGUUGAAGAGGGUAAGGUGAAGUACAUUGGUUUGUCAGAGGCCUCAGCUUCAACCAUAAGAAGAGCUCAUGCAGUUCAUCCAAUUUCAGCCAUCCAGCUGGAGUGGUCCUUGUGGAAUAGAGAUGUUGAGGAUGAAAUUAUUCCUGUCUGUAGGGAACUAGGCAUUGGUAUUGUUGCAUACAGUCCGCUAGGCAUGGGAUUCUUAUCAUCUGGCUCUAAACUUCUAGAUACUUUAUCCAAUGAUGACAUUCGGAAGACCCAUCUUCCAAAAUUACAACCCGAAAACAUUUUACAUAAUCAAAAGAUAUUUGAUCGAGUGAAUGAAAUUGCGACAAGAAAAGGAUGCAGUCCAUCAAAGUUAGCAUUGGCAUGGGUCCACCACCAAGGAAAUGAUGUGAGUCCCAUCCCAGGAACCACAAAGAUAGAAAAUUUCAAUCAAAAUAUUGAAGCCCUGUCACUGAAACUUACACCAGAAGAAUUGGUUGAGCUUGAUUCAAUUGCUUCCGCACAUGCUGUCAAAGGUGAUACAUAUGAUAAGUCUGCAAGUACUUGGAGGAACUCUGAAACUCCACCAUUAUCAUCAUGGAAGUUGGAGUGAAUAUACAUGCAUGCAAUGCACAUGCCUAAUAUAAUAACAAGCUAGCUAUAGCUACUGCUAUUUCCCUCGUGUACCUUGCCAUUAUUUUUCAACCUUUACCAUAUAUAUGCAUGUUGAACUAGUGUUCUUGAUUGGUAUGCAAGUAGUUUUUAGUUAUUAUUCACACUAAUUAAAGCUUUUAAGGUGUGUUCGGCAUACAGUAUAAGAGGGUUGUAUUGUACUAAAUAUGUAAAUACCAUUUUCUUUUUCUA